GGUCAUAAUCAGGAGCAUCUGGCUGAAUGUUAUUAUAUGCCGGAGGACUAUGAUGGUCUGGAGAGACUUGCAAACUCCCUACCAGAAAAUCAUAAACUUCUAACAGACAUUGGUCAGAUGUUUGUUACCGUGGGAAUGUGUGAGCAGGCCGUCAGUGCAUUUCUGAAAUGUAACCAGCCCAAAGCAGCUGUGGAUGCCUGUGUGCAUCUAAACCAGUGGAAUAAAGCUGUUGAACUUGCCAAAAACCACAGUAUGAAGGAAAUUGGGCCACUGCUGUCCAAAUACACCUCACAUCUGCUGGAGAAAAACAAAACUCUAGAGGCUGUAGAGCUCUACAGAAAAGCCCAACUUCCACACCCAGAUCAAAAGCUCACAGCAAAGCAAAACCAAGAGCAAGAAAUCAGAGGCUACCAGUGCAUUAGCAGGGCUGUUAGAGGAAGAUGAGUCGUCUUCAGACAGCCGUAUCCUGGAUGACGCCUGGCGUGGGGCAGAGGCCUAUCAUUUCUUUCUGCUUGUGCAGAGACAGCUGUAUGAAGGCAAGCAAGGUGGACGCGGCCAUGAGGACAGGUGACACUUAAAA
This is a messenger RNA of Sinocyclocheilus anshuiensis, 580 nucleotides long. Its product is annotated as WD repeat-containing protein 35-like. Bases 37 to 444 code for a protein of 135 amino acids. The record is from RefSeq and is a predicted model, not a curated record. The transcript has 5 exons. NCBI's taxonomy places the organism in Eukaryota, Metazoa, Chordata, Actinopteri, Cypriniformes, Cyprinidae. Gene Ontology annotation, biological process: protein localization to cilium; intraciliary retrograde transport; non-motile cilium assembly. Gene Ontology annotation, cellular component: intraciliary transport particle A; non-motile cilium.